AUGUUAAGCUCUAAAGCAUCUUUUAAAGUAAAUCUAACCAAGAAGAAAUCUAAAUCACUUAGACCAAAAACUAUUUCAAAGAUUAAAAUAAAUGACAAAAGAAUUAUUAACAAGAAGAAAUUAAAUUACUCUACUAGUGAAUUUGUUAUUGGUCCAAACCUUUCUCAAAAUUUUAUUCCUAAUCCUAACAUUAUUGAUACCAUAACCUAUGAAAGUAAUAUACAACAAACUAACACAUUUAAUAAUAUAUUAAAUAAUAUAUACAGUUUAAAUAACCUCGAGACACUUAUUAUGGACCCGGUGGUUUAUCCACCUGGUCUAUCUAUGAAUAUCAUGGUUAAGAAACAACCGUCUGAUAUAUGUCAGAAUAGAAAACUAAAUGCAUUUAUUGCUUUUAGAAUUUAUUAUUCUCAAUUUGGGAAAGGCUUAAAACAAAACACAUUAUCAAACAUCUUAUCCAGAAUCUGGCAUUCAAAUGAAAAAGAACAAAGACUAUGGAACCGAUUAACGCAGGAGUUUUGUAGAAAGAAAUGA
This is a messenger RNA of Maudiozyma saulgeensis, 534 nucleotides long. Lineage: Eukaryota; Fungi; Ascomycota; Saccharomycetes; Saccharomycetales; Saccharomycetaceae. The record is from the annotation of a GenBank genome assembly.